UCUCUUGGGGGUGUACCACUGACCCAUAUAAAUAAGGGGCGGUUCAGCCCCCAGCUUAAGUUGCGCCCGUCCGCCUGCCGUCUCUUUUGCACCUGCUGAGCUGUAACUCCCGCACUUGCCAUGUCUCCCCAGGCGGAUUUUGACAAAGCUGCAGAAGACGUCAAGAAGUUGAAAACAAAACCAACUGACGAUGAACUGAAAGAGCUAUAUGGCCUUUAUAAGCAGUCAACAGUGGGGGACAUAAACAUAGAGUGCCCUGGGAUGCUAGACCUGAAAGGCAAAGCCAAAUGGGAAGCAUGGAAUUCAAAAAAAGGUUUGUCAAAAGAAGAUGCAAUGAAUGCCUACGUUUCUAAAGCAAACGAGCUGAUUGAGAAGUACGGAAUGUAACGUGUGCGGAUAAAUCACGGGAAGGCGCGGUGAGAACAGAUAGACGCAUGGAAAGCAUUUCUCUUAUAAUAACCAGCUUUAGGUUUUCUACAGUUAACUUAGACUUGAAUGGCCCUGUGGUUCUGUACAGACCUCGGCUCUCCGCACUGACAUAUUAAACGGUUUUACAACUUA
Messenger RNA from Spea bombifrons (plains spadefoot toad), 561 nucleotides. It is a transcript of the gene ACBD7, whose product is annotated as acyl-CoA binding domain containing 7. Gene Ontology annotation, biological process: fatty acid metabolic process. The record is from RefSeq and is a predicted model, not a curated record. Gene Ontology annotation, molecular function: fatty-acyl-CoA binding. The transcript is spliced from 4 exons. Bases 121 to 387 code for a protein of 88 amino acids. Lineage: Eukaryota; Metazoa; Chordata; Amphibia; Anura; Pelobatidae.